GAUGGUUUUCGCUAACACAGAGUAGCGAAAGCGUCUUAAGGAGUCUUGGAUAGUAAGAAAUGCGCCCAAGAACUUUGUGUUCUUUAGACACCGGUUAUUACGCGGAUACUGUUGAAUGGUGUCCUAUAAAAGGCUUUGAAACCUAUCUUGUUUGUGGAACCUAUCAACUUCUGGAGAAAAUAAGCACAAGUGACAGUCAGUCUGAUAGUAACAUUCGAGUGGGCAAUGUUCAACUGUAUUGCCUUGAUGAAACGCUUCAGAGGUAAGAAAUUAUCAUCGUUGUUUGCUAUUUGUUGUAGUUUUUGCCAGUAAUUAUAAGGAAUAAGAAAAAACGCCAAAGAAUGAACAGGCAUUAGGACAUAUUUGUAGAUAUUUUAAAGGCGUUCCCCUAUGAUUGCAAGGGAAAAGGAAGGGGGAGGGGAGGAUUUGUUUUGAUUCAUUUCUAGGGGAUUGAGGUUUGGGGUACAUGUUACAGGUCAAAAUUGAAUUCAGGUUAAAAUUAUUAACUUUGCUUGAUUCUCAAUUUUCUCCGUCUCCUAGCCCUGAUUAUUCAUGAAUUAGAGCUAGGAGACAAAGGAAAUUAAGAAUCAACCAAGAUUAAAAAAUUACCGUACAACCUGAAAUCAAAUUUGACCUGAAACAUGGUUAAUUUUUUAUCUCAGGUAAUUUUUGUCUUCCGAUUAUUUCAACUUCAUUAGCAUACAUUACCAUAACUAAAGACAAAAGAAAAAGAAAAAUUACCUGAGAUAAAAAAAUAACUACAACAUACAUGAUAAGCAAAAAUAUAUGAAGCAGGGAUUGUUCUGUGUAGCUUCACCUGAAGGAUAUGCUCUUGAAAUCUUGUCCAGAGGCUAUAGUUCCUGCCACUUUUAAACCACUCCCUGCCCAUCUUGCUUUAGUUUUACAGUGUGAAUACUAUAACUGCUAACCGGGACCACCUACACAAAGUUGACCAAUCAGGUUGCAUGAAAAUAGCAAUACACAAAUAACAGCCCUGUCUCUUAACUGCCUUCUCCCAACAAGCCAUUGAUACCAUGUAUUACUCAUGUGAUAAGAAUAUCUGUUGUCUGGGUUUGAAAGGGUUGAGGCCAGCUAACUUAAUUCAAUUGCAUCUCUGAUCCCUGAACACAUCUUUCAAUGAUUUUAGUGUUUUGAAUUCAUUGUCUACAGAUUGGAGAAACUGCAAAGUUUUGAAUUUGGUGGCAUUUUAGAUACAAAAUGGUAAGUUUAUUCUGCUUUUGCCUGAAGUAUUCCCCAACUCACUUUUUACAAGGUUGUAUAGUAGUAAAGCUUUAAGGACAGUGUAUGCUGUGGCCCCUAAAAAAUUCCUUAAACUAUUCACAGGCUACCCACUUCACUAAAUGGGUGUCCUGUCCUUGGAGCUGUUACAUCAGAUGGUGACGUGAAGAUAUUUUAUCUCAAAGAAAAGGUAUGCACUGUGUUAAUCCGUGUAAGACUAGAUUGUUGGUCAAUGGUAUAAUGUUAAAAGCUGAGCACUACAGAUUAGUGACGAUCACAGUGUAAUAAAUCGUGGUUGGCAUUCCAAUUAGUGCAUGAUAUCAUAUAGUUUUGAGGCAAUAAAUGUGGGUGAUCUAUUACAUAGUUUAGAAAAAAUGGAGAAUGACUGCGAUGUCACAAGAUUCUUAUGUGAAAACUAGGUAUAGGGGGGUUAAGUAGCUUGCUUGAAACUGACAGAAACUUCUGUGUCAGAGAAAAUGGCAGCCAUUCUCAAUUCCCUUUGUAUUCACUGGAAACCCAGCAGAAACAGAAUUACAAAGCAGUCUGUCAAACCUGCAAGAUUGUUCUCCUUUCUCUUGACAAGGAAGGAGUAGAUUUCAAAGGAUGAUGCUGGAAAUCUUAAUAAUUUGUAAUAAGCAAAUUACUACCAUUUGUCACACAUACACUAAGAAGACAAGGACAAAAUGUUAACAUUUUCCAGAACUGUAAGGCUUAUGAUUAGUAAUUAUUAAUAAACUUGUGUUUAGUGGCAUGGUGCCCUGAUGUAGUCUGACCAAACCUUAGUACGUGCUUUAGUUACACAUCGUCAAUCAUCACUGUAAUAUUGUUUUGCUUGGAAUUGACUUUGAGCCUCAAUUUUGCUUAUAGAGAUUAGUUGAAGUAACAAGUUUUGUUGCAAGUCCACAGAAGUUGUGUCUCUCUUUGGACUGGUCAGUAAAGAAUGGAAACAGGUAUGAAAACAGCAAUGAAUUUUUUUGUUGUGCAUCAUUGAGUAUUUCACUGUAUUUCUUUUUACAAGAUCUUUAUAAAUGCUAAAUUAGAAAAUCAUUAUUCAUUCAAAAUACUUCUCCAUCUCUGGCUUGAAUCCCUUGUCUUAUUCCUCAUAACCAGCUAUGGCUGACAAGGUCUGGUCUGUGGCCUUGCCAGACAUUCCUUCAUAAUGUAAAUAAUUAUAAUACUAUUCAGCCUCAUCCAAUAAAAUAUUGUUGUUCAAUAAAUUUAUAAUUUCUGUACAUAAAGCAAAACUAAUACUAAAGAUACAAUAAUUUUAUGUAUUAAAUGAACACGAUAUUUAAGAGGACAACGAUAGGAAUGGAGGUAUUCAUCUGUACUACUGCUACUACUACCACUACUACUACCACUACUACUACUACUGCUACUACUACUACUACUAGUACUACUACUACUAAGUUGGCCACAGCCGAGCCUUGACAAGAUUAUUCCAAACUCUUCAAUCAUGCAUCAGCACCUCUAACUCCUCACCAGAGUACACAUCAGCAUCUCGCUUUAAGAUAUCAGCUAGUGUUGAUUUUGGUUGUCCUCUACAUCUAUGGCUGUGGGUUGGCUCCCAAAGGACGAGUUUUAUUCAUCUGUAACUGAGGUUUUAAACUCUUAGUUCUUAUGAAAGAUUGACUUCAGUCUGUUAUGAUAACCAUGUAAAGUUACAAUAAAAAAAAAGAAAAGAGAGGAAGAGAGGUUAUUGUUAUUCUUUCUUCUUCUUAUACAGUGUAAUUGCAGUGAGUGAUUCUGGAGGCCAGAUCAGUUUAUGCCAAUUUGACGAAGGCACAUCCAAGCUCUGUCAAACUUUACAAUGGAUUGGUCAUCAGUAUGAAGCUUGGAUAACAGCAUUUGAUGCUUGGAAUUCUGACAUAGUUUACUCUGGUACCUUUUCUGAAACCGUCUUUGUUGUGUCUGAUUCAAACUUCAAACUGUUCAUUUUUACUAUUAGUGUUUAUGGUCUCUCUCAAGUUUAAAGUGAGAUGAACAAUUUCAUGAAAUAUUUCUUUAUAUGGUCUAAGACUCUGGUGUCUGUAUUAAAGCCUAAGUUUAGAUCUGGUGUGCAUCUCCAAAAAUCUGGGUCGAUCUUGGUUUGGCAGCUAUUUUUAUGCUUAAGCAUUGUUCAAUAAUUUAUUAUAUUUGUUAAUUUUCACUUGUUUGAAAUUAUUUUGUUAAAAAAUGAUUAAUUUAUUAUGGUGGUUGUAGCAAUAAUAAUGUCACCAUUUUGGAUACAUAUAUAAACUAGGUGGAGAUGACUGUCUUUUGCGAGGCUGGGAUACAAGAACAGACUGCCAGAAGCCAACAUUUUCUAGCAAGAGGUAAAUGUGAUGUGGAUAUUACUGUUUUAUCGUAUGAAUCUGUCAGAAAUGCAGUGUUUACAAAUAAGCCAAAAAUGUGUCUGUGACUCCAAAGAAUUUCUACUGGCCAUGGCCACUGCAACUUCAACCUAAACUCCAUUAAUAAUCAUUAUGUUCAAAAGAAUUUAAUAGUCUACUGGACAACAUUCUUUCAACUGUUAGAAUUCUUAAUAAUAAUAAUUAAUGACUGUGAUGAUGAUGAAUAUUUGUAUAGGUAAUAGCACGAUUUGUAGUGAUAUUUGGUGUUAUACGUGAUUUCACGAGCCCUUAGGCGAAGGAUAUAUAAAAUUCUCCCACAAAAUGCUUUAGAACAACAAAAAAAAGAAACUGGGAUUAAAACUUAACCCCAGUUACUGUUUAGCACUAAUCGGUCUUCAAACAACUGGGUCCUGGUCUGGACAAGUCCACCUUAGUUAACCUUUCAUGCAACUUUUUACAGCAUCAGUCUUAUUUUUGUAUAGGUUACUUUUAUACUACUCAUCUAGCUGUUCAGAAUGUACCAACUGUCUCUUGGAAUGUUCCUUGGCUGAGCUGGUUAUCAGACACUCAGGGACAAUUAAAUGAUUUUCUUCAAUUGUCCUUUAGUGUUUGUAUGACCUUCUUCAGAACAACAUUCUGCCGAGCUGGGUUUUAAAACUAUAGCCCCAGGGUUAGUGUGGAAUUUGAAUUCAGAUAUGAAGGUUUAAAAAGCUAAAAAGAAAUGGGGAUUUAAAUUUAACCCCAGUUUAGCACUAAUCGGGCUUUCAAACAACUGGGCCCUGGUCUUGACAAGCCCAUGUAUAGUUAAACCUUUCUUGCAGUUUUUUUUACAGUAUUAGUAUUACUUUUAUACAGCUUACUUUUGUACUACCCAUCUAGCUGUUCAUAAUGUACCGACUGUCCCUUGUAAUGUUCCUUGGCUGAGCUGGUUAUCGGACACAACAAUAUCCGGCAGUUCAGGGUUUUAUCACAAGCAAUGUCAACCCUAGGCCUGCUCUCAAUAUUAGCUUUCAGGUCAUUUUUUAUCAGCAUUGUGACUUGUACAUUAUGCAUCAUUCAAACUAUAUGACUGUGGAAUGUACCCACUGGCCUCUGAUGAUUUCAGUUGGUUUCUAGGCACUGGUGAAUAGCUCUACAAUAUUAUUUUAACCAUCGACUAGGAGCAUCUGAUAACCACACCUUCUUCAGAAAAAUAUCCUCACUGCUGAUCUACAAUUUAUCACAUCCGUGCAUAUAGCUUGCCCUAUACCGUCAGGUUACCUGGAGGGUCAUGUGAACUUUGCCCUGGGUUACUGACUGCAACUCAAGAAAAACCUUUCCCUUGUCACUGAAUACCCAUACUAAACAAAUUAAUAAUUUUGUAUAUUAACUGUGUACGCAUUCUAGACAUGAGAUGGGGGUAAGCAGUAUCCAGUGUAAUCCUUGUUAUGAUCACAUUAUGGCAACUGGCAGGUGGGUAUUAUAUAAAAAAAGAUUUUCCCUAAGUGCAAAAUGAACUACAUAACUUGAUAAACAACACAAAAAUUAAGUUGACAAGAUUGAAAUUUCCAAAAAACACUCAGGAACUAAAUUGAAGUUAUCAAACAUUUGGAAAAAAAAAACAUUCUCUGUAAUACCACCAUAAAUCUCUGAAGUUUAUGCUUUAAAAUGCAUGAUAUAAAUCCUGUUCUCCUAGAAUGAAGCAUGCGAAGCAUGAGGGGGGAGGGGGAGGGGGUGUGAAGAGGUACUCUGCUAAUCCAAAAAUUUCCUAAUAGCUUAUAAAAGGUAUGCUAAUCUUGUUUUAAGGGAAUGAUGGAUCAAAUUCAUUUUCAGCCCUUAGAGUUACCAUUUUGAAAUGACAAAGUGGUACACACUUGAUACCAUUUCAUUGUAAAAGCCCUAAUUGGUAUUCCAAGUGGUGUGCCCCUCAAAAGUGUUUUACAGUGUAGCAAUGUGAUUAUUUUAUUAGGGAGCGUAUGUGAGGGUGUAGGGUAAGUUGUGUGUAGUUAGAGAACCAGAUAAGUGCACCCAGGAAAGAAUGCUUUGUAUGCAGUGUUAACGUAAAUACAAUGUAUUUCACGUGUCUUUAACCAUACUUUACUGUGAUGAUGAUACAUGUAGACUUCAUGCCUGCUUUGUUAUCCAAUGGACAGCUAUGAUGAGAACAUUCUCCUUUGGGACACCAGAAACAUGAAGCAGCCAUUGUGCUCAUCAAGUCCAGGGGGAGGGGUGUGGCGGAUCAAAUGGCAUCCAGUCCAUGGCAAUGCAAUGUUGACAGCCUGCAUGUACGAUGGUUUCCACAUUCUCAAUUUCAUUUCAUGCAAAGGUUAGAAAGUUGUCCAUGUUUCUUUUUUAAAAAUGUACAUUGAGUGCUCAUGCUUAAAUUGCUAAUUUAUGCUGAUUGACUUGCAACAAAGUAGUGGUCAUAAAAAUAAUAUUGGUAAUCACAUUCGUGAAUUUUUGCCAAGUGGAAGUUUCAGUUUCUAACACAGCAUGCAUGUGGAUUAUUGGAGUGGCAGAUAUUUUGAUCCACACUGUACAAUCCUUUUGACAGCCUUUCACUUUUUAAGCCUGAAGGAAAUUUUCGAAGUCCAAGACUACUAGAAAGAAACCUAGUAAAGUAAUCACAUUGUAUGUCUGAGCAGUUAGAGCACUGGAAUUGUAAUUCAGAGGCCCAGAGUUCAAGUCCUUCCCUGACCACUAGCUGGAUUUGUUCUCAGUUGUAGUUCAAAUCCUUUGCUGUGCUUAUUAAAUAGCCAACUGGUUUGUCUCCUACCAGUUGGGAUUCUUAAUAUUAUUAGUUAAGCCCCUGUUAAAUUAUUUGUUUCAAUAUCUCUGAAAAGCCUCACAAGGGGAGAGAAUAAUAUUUUAUAAUCUUUCUCUGUUUCUCUCUAACUCACUAAGUGCUUUUGCUUUAGGAGGUCAGUGCCUAAAGAAAGAAGUAUCAUACAAGGAGCAGUCAUCUUUGGCAUAUGGAGCAGACUGGUGCAGGAAGGAGAUCCAGUCUUCUACCAAUUUACAUGGACAAAUGGCUGAAGAAUCACAAGAAAAACUUGAACAAAAAGAUGCUAGCACUUCUAGAACAUUCACAGAUAUCAUUGCAACUUGUUCAUUCUAUGAUCAUGCUUUAAACUUAUGGCAAGUUGCAUUAUAGCAGUGACAAACUCUGGUCUGUGGCCUUAAAUAUGCCUAUUUAACUAUUUCACUUCCAGAGGUGGCCAAAGUCAAAAGGCAACAAAAUACCUAAAUUUCAUUUUGAAAAAUGUUAAAAAAGAAAUAUCACCAUGUGAAAGUCCUACCAAACGUUUUUUUCAACAUACUGAAAAGUUAGAACAUGGUUAGAACUACCACACAUGACUCAUUCAUUCUGCCAGUAAAACUGGUAAUAUAUCACAUUCAUCAAACAAUCAAUCUCAAAGGAUUACACAAGAUCUCCAAAAAUAUAGCCUUUGUUCUUCUCAGCAAAACACAAUUUAUAUAUUUUAAUGCGAGCAAAAAUUCAAACUCUUACUUAAACUGGAACAUAACAAAGCAAGGACUGAAAUUAGCCUGUGAUGGAGGGGGUUGCUUACAACUAGGUUUUGACAAAAUAGAUGGCCUAUAACCCCAGAGGUGCCAAUAACCAGGUUGUUAUGGUGUGUCUAAAGAAUGGUGAAAGACCCCUUAUUUUAUGUGGCCUGUGCCUCAGUAGCCUGCGAGCAAGCUCUCCUGAGCACUCUGGCAAGAACAAGGAUUUCUUCUUUGCAGACAUCGCUGGAUUACAUCUGUGGUAAUGUGUAAGCUUAUGAUCUCUUUCCUCGUUUAAACUUGUGUAGAAGAGCACAAGCUAUUGCCUCACCAGUUGGGG
Molecule: messenger RNA, 7398 nt
Organism: Porites lobata
Lineage: Eukaryota; Metazoa; Cnidaria; Anthozoa; Scleractinia; Poritidae
Source: the annotation of a GenBank genome assembly